Astrephomene gubernaculifera is the source of this 377-nucleotide messenger RNA. The record is from the annotation of a GenBank genome assembly. NCBI's taxonomy places the organism in Eukaryota, Viridiplantae, Chlorophyta, Chlorophyceae, Chlamydomonadales, Astrephomenaceae.
CUUCUUGUGAUUGGUUCUUACAAAUUUUUGCUUCUAAACGUCAUACGCAAGGGGGCGCUCGGAGCUCGUACCAUCAUGGCUCCUACCACGUCAACUGCAGCGGACAGCGACAUCCGCGACACGCUCCAAGCAGCGCUGGAUAUGUUUAAAACACCAUGCACGUCAGAAUCGCCUCUUGUGAACCGGCAGCAACUACGGGACCUUGCGGAGAAGCAAAAGCAGGCGGCGGCGAAAGCGGCGCUCCUCGCCUCCUCCUCCCCCUCCCCUGCUCCCGCCGAGCUGGCUGCCGUACGCGCCUCCCUGGUGCAGGCGGCCGCGGCGCUGCUGGGCGGCUGCUGGCGGGGGAGCGGGGGCGCGGGCCCCUCCCUGGGCGACAG